This is a messenger RNA of Sipha flava (yellow sugarcane aphid), 2955 nucleotides long. Its product is annotated as cytochrome P450 4C1-like. The transcript is spliced from 11 exons. Bases 324 to 1904 code for a protein of 526 amino acids. Lineage: Eukaryota; Metazoa; Arthropoda; Insecta; Hemiptera; Aphididae. The record is from RefSeq and is a predicted model, not a curated record. Gene Ontology annotation, molecular function: monooxygenase activity; heme binding; oxidoreductase activity, acting on paired donors, with incorporation or reduction of molecular oxygen.
ACUUGUGUACGCGUGUGAGUUUUUUUUUAUUUAUUCUCUUGUAUACACAAUAAAUACAUUUUUAGUGUCUUCAAUGACCCAAGUGGGUAAACUUGAUCACGACUUAUAAAACUGUUCUAAAGUCACCGGCGCGUCACUGUGCACGUACCGAUGAUUUAAGUUGACGAGGAAAAUUAUUUUCAGUUUUCGUAUAUUUUAUUACUACUCAUAAAACCACAGGAAGUGAACGAUUAUAAAAAGUACACUAAAGAAUUCGACGUCUAUUUUUUGUUUAUUUAUUUAAUUUUUUUUAAUUCAUUACAAUUCAAUCCGUUGUUGUUAAAAUGAUUAUCUUUAUUAUAAUGCAAGCCCUUACGUGGGUUUCAAAUAACUUUUGGCUCUUAGUAUUGACGUGGCUAUCGAUUUUCGGUGUACUCAUCUUGUUCUUCGUGUUCAAUUCGUCUGGAAGAAAAACUAAAUCUACUUCACAACUUCCCUCACUCACGAACUCUUAUUGGACCUUAUUGAGUGUACCGUUAAAAGUCGCUUGUUUAAAACCAAAUGAAAUUUUACCUUAUUUCUGGCAAGUUGUGAACACGAUUGGACCAUUAGUUCAUGCACAAAUUUUAACCCGUCAUUAUUUUCUAAUAAACGAUCCAGAAGACGUGAAGGCAGUGUUGUCGAGUGCGCAACAUAUUACGAAAGGCCCCGAAUAUCAUAAUUUGGAACCGUGGUUGAACAAAGGGCUGCUGACAAGCACGGGUCAAAAAUGGCAAUCCCGGAGAAAGCUGCUGACAAACACUUUCCACUUUAAAGUAUUGGAAAACUACAUGCCGUCGCUCAACGAUCACUCCCGUUCAUUAGUCAAAAAUCUCAUCAGAGCAUCCGAGAACGGUGAACCCUUAGCGGAAAUCGAUGAGCACGUUACCCUUUGCGCGUUGGACAUAGUAUGUGAAACGAUUAUGGGUGUGCAUUUGCGAAGCCAAGAGGGUAAAUCGAUCGAUUAUGUCAAUGCAAUCAAAACUGUCACUAAUAUAUUGAUUAAGCGUAUGUUUACAUUUUAUUACUGGAUUGAUUUUGUCUUUUAUAACAGCACACCCGGCAAAAAAUUCCGUAAAGAGUUAAAAUUAUUACACGAUUUCACUGAUAAAAUCAUCAAGGAGAGACGGGCGGUACUAGAAAACUCUGAGCAAAAGAUUGUUGAUGAAAAUGGGAAAAAACGAGUGUACUCAUUUUUGGAUCUACUGAUUGGAAUAUCUAAAGAAAACCCCGACACAAUGACGGACAGAGAUAUACGCGAAGAAGUUGAUACGUUCCUCUUCGAAGGACACGACACAUCUUCAAUCGCUAUUACAAUGGCUAUCAUUCAUUUAGGACUCGAUCAAAGGAUGCAAACUUUGGCCAGAGACGAGCUUUAUACAAUAUUCGGUGACAGCACCCGGGACGCAACAAUGGAAGACCUCAAAGCAAUGUCAUAUUUGGAAAGAGUGAUAAAGGAGACAAUGCGACUCUACCCUAGUGUGCCGGGCAUCACGAGGACGCUCAACGACCCGCUCCACCUCAAGAAGUACACGAUACCGUCAAAAUCAAACGUAGUGGUCGUUCCUCAUUUUUUGCACCAUGAAGAGAGUCUAUAUCCCAACGCGGAAGAGUUCGACCCCGACAGAUUUUUGCCCGAACGGUGUGCGGAACGUCAUCCUUACGCGUACAUACCGUUCAGUGCCGGGCCCAGGAAUUGCAUAGGCCAAAAAUUCGCUAUGUACCAAAUGAAAACCGUGCUAUCCACCAUUUUGAGGUACACGAGACUAGAGACGUUGGGAACGCGGGAGGACAUCGUCAUCAGUGCCCAAUUGAUACUGAGAGCCGAUCACUUGCCCAGCGUAAGAGUGACGCCCAUCUACAACAACAGUAGUAUACAAUUUUAAUUAGGCGUCUUUAUUAGAGAGGUGUAACUUAACUACACGAAGCAUAGUAGGUAAAAGUAAAUUCCUACACGAAAAAAUAUAUACCGGUACGUAAGUUUCUGCACCUGUUUUCAUGUUUCAUCGUGGCUGAAACCCCAAUAAUAGUAAAUAAACGAACUUUGCAAUUGUUUAGUAACAAAUUACAUAGAGGAAUAUUGUACUUUCUUCUCCUGUAUUUUGGUUAGUGCUUGAAGAAUUUUUACUACAAAUGUUUGUAAAAGUUUUUACUCCAAAUUUUACUUAAAAUGUUUAUAAUCAUCCUAAAAUAUUCAAAAUAAUAGAAGUUUUAAAAUAUUUUCAAACAUAUACUUAUACUCGUUUUAGUAUACGUACAUCAGAUACCAAUAGACCUAAAAAAAAAGCAGAAUAAACAAAAUUAUAUAUACAACAAAAUAUUAGAGUACAGCUUAAAAUAUUUGAGCUUUUGUAAUUUGUCACAUAAAAUGUAAUUUAUAUUUUUAUUAUUUUUUUUUAUAUAUUUAAUUAUAUACAUUUUAAUUAUAUUAUUAACGAAUAAUAUGUGAAUGAUUAUACAUUAUUAUACAUGGACAAGAUUCAGUUAAAAAUUGGAUUAGAUUUUUAUGCAAAGCACAAAGCAAACAAAUUGUAUUUACACCAACUACGUUGUCAGUCCAAAAGUUCUAUAAAGUGGAAAGGAAAUUUGUAUUCGUAAUAAUUUUUAUUCGUAUUGGAACUAAUGAACCGGUAUAUUUUUUUCCGCGUAGGAAAUUACGUAGACAAACUCAAGGGUGAUUUUUAUUUACUAUAUCUCGCGUGGGAACUUAUAUUCGCCCAUGUAUUUCACGUUUGUCCAAGAAUACAAACUUCCGUGUUCUUUGGAAACGGUGUUAAAGUUCCUGUUGUUAAAAUACACGUGUAGACGUGUAUUUAGAGUCCAUGUACCUGGUAUCCAUGUGUUUAAAGUCCAUGCGCCAUAUUCAUGUGAUAGAAAAGCACGUGAUCCUCUCUAUUGUCGUUUAAGAAACCAAUACAUAACACUAACAAUGUAUUA